This is a messenger RNA of Phyllotreta striolata, 2889 nucleotides long. Lineage: Eukaryota; Metazoa; Arthropoda; Insecta; Coleoptera; Chrysomelidae. The record is from the annotation of a GenBank genome assembly.
GCCAAUGGCCAAUGGUCAGUCAAAAAGAACAACAAUCAAAAAUUUAUAAAACCACAAAAAUUUUUAAACAAUAAAUAAAUAUAUUUUUUAUUAUUGUUAGGUUUAUCUACGUACUAUUCGUAUACAAAGAAGUAUUAGCAAAAUGCAUCAAGAAGGAAGUAUAAACGAAAAUUUGUCAAGUUCUAUUCCAAAAUAUGGACUAAAACUAAAAUUAAAUCAUGUUUAUAAAGAGAAAAGAGAUCAGAAAUAUAUUCCAAGAUUAGGAAUUAUUUUGUCUAUGUUACCAUUAAUCUUUAGGUACCUCAUAUAUUAUCUAAAAUUCAAAUGGAGAGGGAUGAAAGUCGUGAUGGAUUACGUGAGUCCUAGAGAACCCCAACAAAUUUACGGUGUACCGAUUGGGGGAAUAGGUAGUGGCACUAUCGGAAGGGGUUACAGGGGCGAAUUCUGCAGGUUUCAACUAAGACCUGGCAUUUACGAGUGGAAUACCGUCGAUGCCAAUCAAUUUAUCGUCACGAUUAAAGACGAAAAUGGCAAGACCAUUUUUCAGAGUCUUUUAUCCACUUUUCCUAAAUCGAGCCUAUCUAGUUGGAAAAGUCGUAUAGAUGGAAGUAAAUGCAAUUAUACAGGGCUAUAUCCUAGGUCUUGGACGGAAUAUGAUCUAUCUGAAUAUGGAAUUAUGUUAACCUGUAGGCAAAUUAGCCCUGUUAUUCCUCACGAUUAUGUGAAUAGCUGCUUACCAGCUGCUGUAUUUGCUUGGACUGCGAAAAACGUCUGUAACGCUAAUAGGACCGUUACAAUUGCUUUUACGUUUAAAAACGGAACGGGCAGCGUGGCUGAUAAGAAAGCGACAUGCAGUUCAAAAUCAUUCAAUUACGAAAACUCAGAAGGCGUCAUAUUAUACAAUACUUUAGAUUCAACUCAGGCUGCCUACGCCUUAUCAGCACUAUCGAAACCUGGCGUUUCGAUUUCCAAAUGCUCCUAUUUCGACCCCAAAUCGGACGGAUCCGACGUUUGGUCGCAAUUGGAGCUAAACGGGGAAUUCGAUCGACCCAAAAAGAACGCUCAAAAUCAUUUCUUCGGCGAAACGGCUUGCGGAGUGGCCUCGAAAUUCGCGGUAAACGCCAACGAAACUCGACGAAUCGAAAUGAGCCUCGUGUGGGACAUACCGAAAGUCAUUUUCCCCGUCGAUCAGAAGACUUACAAACGCUAUUACACGAAGCACUUCGGAUCGGAGAACUCGAUAUUGAAAUUGGUAUCGUACGCGUUCGAUAAUUACGAAUCGUGGGAACAGAAAAUCUACGAUUGGCAGAAGGUGGUUUUAGAUGACAGCAAAUUGCCCGAUUGGUACAAAGGAGCGCUGUUCAACGAAACUUACUAUAUCAGUGAUGGUGGUACUUUAUGGAUGCUCCUUGGCGACGAGGAAUUACGAACUAUACCCCAAAAUGAUCCUAGAGUCGAGUACGGCCGUUUCGCUUACCUCGAAGGGCAGGAGUACAUCAUGUACAAUUCCUACGACGUGCAUUUUUACGCAUCGCACGCUUUGCACAAGAACUGGCCGAUGCUGCAGAGGUGCCUGCAGUACGAUCUGCGCGACUUCGUUUAUUUGGAAAUAAAAAGCGACGUCAAGGAGUUGUAUGAGGGGACGAUCUGCGAGAGGAAGAAAUCGAAUUCUGUGCCGCAUGACGCCGGAAGUCCAAGCGAAGGACCAUUGACGCUAAUUAACGCUUACCCGAUACACGACGUGAGUUCAUGGAGAGAUUUAAACUCGAAGUUUGUUCUGCAAACAUUGAGAGACGCGUUUGCGGCUUCUCCUCAAAAGCCGGACAUCGAUUUCAUGAAAGAUAUGUACGAUGCGUGCUUCAUGGUAAUGCAAAAGUCUAUUAAAAAUGACACUAACGCAGAUGGUUUAAUCGAAAACUUGGGUAUUCCUGAUCAGACGUACGACUCCUGGGUUAUGAGCGGUGUGAGCGCUUAUUGUGGAGGUCUCUGGUUGGCCGCAUUGUACGGAAUGAGUACCAUGGCAGAGCGAUUGGGAAAGAUCGACGAUAAGAAACUGUUCGAAAGCAUCUUGAAUAAAGCCAAGGCGGCGUUCGAGAAGAAAAUGUGGAACGGUUCAUAUUACAAUUUCGAUUGUUCCACCCAUCAUUCUAAAGCUAUAAUGGCAGAUCAACUUUGCGGCCAUUGGUACUUGAUGUGUUCAGGGAUUAAAACUGACAUCGUUUUUCCCGAAGAUCACGUGAAAUGUGCUCUUAAAACGGUUUAUAAGAGUAAUGUUCAGUCGUUCUGCGACGGUAACAUGGGAGCUGUUAAUGGAAUGAUUAAUGGAGAAGUGGACACUGCGAGUGUGCAAAGUUUGGAAGCGUGGACAGGCGUUACUUAUGCUCUCGCUUCAACCAUGAUUUACGAGGGUAUGGUUGAAGAAGGUUUCAAAACGGCUGGUGGAAUGUACAAUUCUAUGAUACGGUGUGGAUUAGCCUUCGAUACACCAGAAGCUUUGUAUGCUGAACACCAUAUAAGGGCUGUGGCUUAUAUGAGGCCUUUGAGCAUUUGGUCCAUGCAAAUGGCUUUAGAGAGCAGUAUUAAUAAUUAACAUAUUUUUAUACAAACCGACUUUGAAGAUGACGGGGUACUACAUGGUCCCUUUGAACUAGAGGAGCACAAGGACAAAAUUUAUUUAAUCAUUAACAACAACCCCUGUUCAAAGACUGAGUAAUUAAAAAUAUAUUUUAAAUGUGUAGUACGUUUAUAUGUAGUUUAAAAUGUUUAGAACCUAAAAAUAAAUGUCUCCUUUUAAAUUUACGCUGAACUUUAGACCUUCGAUUCUAUCAUAUCAACAUUUAUUUUGUAGUACACGUAUGGGUAAUAUUCUGAUUGGCCGAAACCUAAUCC